Messenger RNA from Daldinia caldariorum, 1092 nucleotides. RefSeq lists its product as uncharacterized. The coding region runs from base 180 to 641 and encodes 153 amino acids. Lineage: Eukaryota; Fungi; Ascomycota; Sordariomycetes; Xylariales; Hypoxylaceae. The record is from RefSeq and is a predicted model, not a curated record. The transcript is spliced from 3 exons.
UGUGCCAUCUGAUUGGUAGAUGUACUUAACCCGCCAAAGGACCUUUUAAGCAACAAUUCAUGCACGAAGCCUAUCGUUUGACUACUACAUACCAAAGGUACCGAACCAAGUAGGUUUAGGUAAUUAGCUGGCUAGGUACUACCCAUAUUCAAUUCCAUAUUAGCCAUACAUAUAUCAGUAUGUCAACUUCCCAAUCUUCAUCCCAGCCGGCUACUAUCAACUACGUGGCUGGCUUCCUACUCGUCGGGCUUGCAUGGGGAUUCACGACGCCCUUCAUCCGCCGUGCAGCUAAAGACCAUAAUCCGCCGGCUCAUCCGACCCUAGCAAGAGCCGACGUAAAAGCCAGCUGGGUAAAGAGUAAACUUUACGGCGCAUUUUUUGCUAUUCUCGACCUGUUGAAAAAUCCAAGAUAUGCUAUCCCGCUGCUGAUUAACCUGACCGGGAGUGUUUGGUUCUUCCUCCUCAUCGGCCAAGCAGAACUAAGCUUGACGGUCCCAAUCGUAAAUACGCUAGCAUUCCUAUUCACAGUACUUGGCGAUUGGUGGGUUGACAAGAAAGUUAUAAGCAGGGAUACUUGGAUUGGAAUGAUCUUGUCGUUAUGUGGCAUCGCGUUAUGUGUCCAGAGUAAAUCCGCUUGGUAGUUUCUGUUGAGCGUGAUACUAUCGAUAGUUACGAAGUGAUGAUGAUAUUAGAGGGCCCUAGAAAGAUAUCGGAUCGGAACUAGGAGUACGGGAAUAACCCAUCACUGGGCAACAUCGCACAUCUACAGAUAUUCAUAUGAAUUAUGAAUACAGGUGUCUAUCAUACGGACGGACUCUUGAUGAUUCUCAACUUGAUACUAAAAAUAGAGGCCUAUUGUCUCUAAGAACACGUACGUGAGCUUACUCUUAUCCUUGUUUCACGCGAGCAUUCGAUAUGGAUGUUGUGUUACGGGGAGAAUAUAUCGCACGCUAUCGGUAUUUACCCUGGUAACACGAUAGCUGGUUAAAAGAUCACUGUAGGUUAAAACAUGGCGUUUCGUGUAAAACAUGCUUACGCAGGACACAGGGUAUCUCAGAUCGUCCCUUGCCACAAUAGCCCUUUGGGGGGGGG